This is a messenger RNA of Pongo pygmaeus (Bornean orangutan), 336 nucleotides long. Its product is annotated as cytochrome c oxidase subunit 5B, mitochondrial-like. Gene Ontology annotation, biological process: mitochondrial electron transport, cytochrome c to oxygen. The coding region runs from base 1 to 336 and encodes 111 amino acids. Gene Ontology annotation, cellular component: respiratory chain complex IV; mitochondrial envelope. NCBI's taxonomy places the organism in Eukaryota, Metazoa, Chordata, Mammalia, Primates, Hominidae. The transcript has a single exon. The record is from RefSeq and is a predicted model, not a curated record.
AUGGCUUCAAGGUUACUUCGUGGAGCUGGAGCACUGGCUGCGCAGGCCCUGAGGGCCUGUGGUCCCAAUGGGGUGGCCGUGGUGUGCUCCAUGGCAUCUGGAGGUGGCGUUCCUACUGAUGAUGAGCAGAUGACUGGAUUGGAGAUGGAGGUCAUGAUGGUUGCAGGGAAGGGACUGGACCUAUACAGUAUAUUACCCCCAAAGGCAGUUUCAGGCACCAAGGAAGACCCUAAUUUAGUUUCCUCCAUCACCAACAAGAAUAUAGUGGGCUGCAUCUGUGAAGAGGACAACAGUGCUGUCAUCUGGUUUUGGCUGCACAAAGGCGAGACCCAGUAG